CGUCAACAGCAAGCGACUGUCUUCGGUCUGUUUGUCGGCUGCUGAGCUAACAGCUGCACCGAUUGUGUUUUGGUUUGCGUUUGCUUCCCAUGUGCCGUUAUCAUGAGAAGCUGUCAGUAUCAGAAUUGGCCUGCCAGUCAGUUCUGCUGUAAAUCAGGUCUGAUCCAUGACUGAGUACUACGAGGAGGGGGGGCUGCUGUACGAGCAAUCACCUCCCAUGCACAUCAAAGUGGAGUCUCCGGAGGGACCCUUUGGGGGGGGAGCCUCAGAGAAUGGCUUCCCCCGGGAGGAUGAGGACUCAGAGGGCAGCUGCGACCAGAGCAGCGGAUUACCUGGAGGACUCCCUUUCAACGUGGUAGUGGUGCAUCCGAACAUCAUGGCACCUGGCAUGUCCUCUGAUGACCUUUUGUCUAUUGAACAAAACCGAGCUAUGUCAGCUGCACUGGCUGCUGGCGGCGCAGGAAAGAGAAAGAGUCGCUUCAGUGGAGCAGAGCUUGAAGUGCUGGUGUCUGAAGUUACUCGGUGUGAAGGAGAACUCUUUGGUCCGGCAGGAAGGCUCCGGAGGCGUGAGAGAGAGCGCAUCUGGGCGGGGAUCCUGGAGCGAGUUAAUGCUGUUUCCAGAGUACCACGAACCCUUCGAGAGGUGAAGAAGCGCUGGGAUGACUUAAAGAGGCGCAAUGGAGGCAGGCUGGCGGAUGCCCGCCACCGCAGCUGUUACCUUCCAUCCAGCAGAGGGACUUCAUUGCUUGGGCGUCCGUCUCAGCCAAGCCCCAGGCUUCAACAAGCCAGGCAGAAGCAAAGCACCAGACCAAAGCCCAGUUUUCCAUGCUUUCCUGACUCUGAUACAGGUGUAGGAGUUGAAGGAUCAGAGAGAGAUUGUUUGGAGAAAGAUGAGGACAAUCCUGAGCGUGACAGAGACAUGGGAGAACCUGAGUGUGAACCAGUAGAGAACAGUAUGGAGGACAAACUGGGAUUAGGCCUUGGUCUGGGAAUAGGACCACCCCCUCCAUCAGAACGAUGGCUGCCACCUUCUCCCCUCUACAGUGCUCCUUUCCUCAAUGGUAGCCCUCAGCCCAGCAGUCCUCAGCCAUCCCUUGGAGCACAGCAGGGUCCUCUUGAAGCACCUCCUCGCAGCUCCUGGCUUGAAGAUGAGCUACGAGGAUUGGGGGAAGCUGCAAUUCAGCUUGGAAAUCGGGUAGAAAAGAGUCUGCGGGAAUUUGGUGAAGGUUUCAGACAGGACAUGAGAACACUUGUUGCUUCACAAGAGGCAUUAGCAGUCAGUCUGCAACAAAACAAUGUCCUCUUGCAGCGGCUCUUAGGAGUGCUUGAAGCCCAGCAGCAACCACAGUCACAACAACAUCGUGUACAACAAGCACACCAAUCACAAACACCUCAACAGCACUUACAGCCACAGCCAGUUCAGCAGCAGCUGCAGCACAUAGAACCACAACAACAGCAGCAGCAACAGCGAAUUGAAACACCACAGCAGUCACAGCUACAACAGUCACAACAGCAUCAAACACAAAUACAGCAGCAACCACAGGUCAGCCAGAACUCAAAGAACCAGUCAUCUGUAACUGUGGUACCUGCACCAUCAUCCCCAGACAUACAUGAGUGCACUUUUUCCUCCAAUCCACUUACAGACACAAAUGGAAGUAUGCAGCGACCACGGCGAGGAAGAGCUGUUGACCACAGGCGCAGGAGAAGGCGCUGAGGAGAAUGUAUUCAAAGACUAUCAACUGCAUAUCAUUCAUAUUUGAUGUUUCAAAAUGUGACAAAAAAUGUUGCGCUUUUUCUACUGACAGUAUUUCAGUAAAAAUAGUCAUUUGGAGUGCUAUGCCCUACUCUGGAUCCAUCUUGCACUUAGGUUUGUAGUCAGAUGGAAAUGAAGCAGAUCAGAAAAUUAGACAUUUGAGAUCAAAGGGUGGCCUUAACAGAUUGGUUUUUCAGAGAUGUGUACAUAACUCUUAUUCUAAAAGACUCUAAAAACAGUGACUCUGUUGAGUGAAAACUUCACUCAUGGACUUUCAAGAUGCAGAAAGUGACAUACUGUAGGCGGUGAUGUUUAAUAUGCAUGUCUCUGUACAUGUUUUGCAGCAGAGCUGUAAAGCUCAAUGAUGCUUUUACUAGUUCAGUACUGACUCAGAUCUCCUGAUACACUAACCAUGUUGUCAUAAAGUACCUGUAACCUGCUGUUAUUACCAUAUAUUGUAGUUAUACAGCCAUUGUAAUUACCUACUAAUGUAUGCUUGUGCUUUUUAACAGUUUCAUGAUACAUACUUUUCCAACUUUGGUUGGACAAUAAAGCUAGACUGUGUUCUGUUCAGUGCAUUUUGAGACAAAAAUGUUGUAUUCCGAAGAACUGAGAGUUUUUGGAGAUAUUAAAAAUAAAGAAGAAACCCAGACAAAAACAUCAAAAAAUGUUUCAGGUUUAAAUUCACGUUUAUGCUUGAAUUUAAAAGCAUACAUAAGUAUGUAGGGGCUAUUUAUGAUAAUCUUGCAUGCAGUAACAUGGAUGUAUUUGUAAAUAGUUGCAAAUAAACAGAGUAUUGCCAUCACUUAAGUAGUUUUGCACAAGCUAUAUUUUGUAGAUAGCUACUGUUCUGAUGAAAUGUAAC
This is a messenger RNA of Archocentrus centrarchus (flier cichlid), 2618 nucleotides long. Its product is annotated as myb-related transcription factor, partner of profilin. Lineage: Eukaryota; Metazoa; Chordata; Actinopteri; Cichliformes; Cichlidae. The record is from RefSeq and is a predicted model, not a curated record. The transcript has 4 exons. The coding region runs from base 167 to 1714 and encodes 515 amino acids. Gene Ontology annotation, cellular component: nucleus.